This is a messenger RNA of Helobdella robusta, 1203 nucleotides long. RefSeq lists its product as hypothetical. Gene Ontology annotation, molecular function: catalytic activity. The record is from RefSeq and is a predicted model, not a curated record. NCBI's taxonomy places the organism in Eukaryota, Metazoa, Annelida, Clitellata, Rhynchobdellida, Glossiphoniidae. The transcript has 4 exons. Bases 1 to 1203 code for a protein of 400 amino acids.
AUGUUUACAGAAACUUGGCAUAAAUCAUCAGAUAAUAUUUGCCUUAGUUUGGCAAAACCACGUGAUUUUAGUUUUUUGGAGCAAGUUAGGCUAAAUGAUCCUGGGCAUGGUGUAACGUAUUUCAGAAACCACUUUAAAUGUGUAAAAAUUCCAUUGCCAGUGAUAAUUACAUUUGAAGCGAUAUGUUUUAAAUUGACGUUACGGAAAACUUUAGUAAUUUUUUUGGUGAUUUAUAGGCCAGGUUCUGCUCCUCCUGCUAAAUUAUUUUUUGAAGAAUUAAUUUUAGUUUUAGAACAAAUCACUCUUUUAUGUUGCAGUAUUGUAGUUGCAGGUAACUUCAACAUACACGUAGAAACUUCGUCAGAUAUAUAUGCAACAGCUCUUGCUGAUAUUUUUUCUAGUUUUGAUCUUGUCAAUAGAAUUAAUCAGCCUACCCAUGUGCUUGGUGGUACCCUGGAUUUGAUUGUCACAUCGGAUGGUUUUUUGUUAGAAGAUAUAUUGGUGUACCCAUCUGGUAUCUAUUCAGAUCAUGGUUUAGUAACUGGUCAAUUUUUAAUCAAUCCGACUCCAGUCAUUUUCAAGAAAUCGUGGAUCAGAUCCUGGAAACGAGUGGAUAAAAAACGUCUGACUGAGCUUUUGAGGUGCUCACCUAUCUCGAAACAUUAUGGAAAAGAGAUAAGUGUUGAAAAUGAAGUUGGUUCAAUGCAUAACGCCGAUGAUUUUAAAAAAUUUUUUGCUGACAAGUUGAAAGUGACCAAAAAGAAUUUCAGCGCAAUUCCACCAUGCGUAUAUACGGACGUCUUGAAAACUCCUUACAAGACACACAGCACCUCAUUUGAUAACGAAAAACCUCUCGGUAGCAAAGUUUGUCCUUGUUCCAAUCUCCAGUGCUCACCAGCAACUCCAACAUUUCCUACUAGUACUUCUUUUUCUAAUAAACAUGAUUCCCUUCCAAGUUUGAAUGUUGUGAGCAGCUCAGCGCCAAGUAGUGAUGUGAGCCAAACACAAACACUUGUUCCUCCAUCAUCUCCUUCUUUCUCUAGAGAACUUGGUGUGGGACUUAGCGUUGGUCUGAGUCUUCUCGUCAUUGUUCUUGUUGCAGUUGCUCUUUUGUUCUACUUGAAGCGCAUCAGGCCUUUGAAAAAGAGCAAAGAAAAUCACAUCUCGCAUGUUUACGUCGGUGAAACUGAGUCUAAAGUCUGA